Messenger RNA from Penicillium canescens, 189 nucleotides. RefSeq lists its product as uncharacterized. Bases 1 to 189 code for a protein of 62 amino acids. The record is from RefSeq and is a predicted model, not a curated record. NCBI's taxonomy places the organism in Eukaryota, Fungi, Ascomycota, Eurotiomycetes, Eurotiales, Aspergillaceae. The transcript has a single exon.
AUGUUUGAAUAUGUUGAUUCUGCCGACAAGGGCACUCUGGCAUGGUUCUUGCUGUUUGAUUUCUGGGGAGACUACAUUAGCGAUGUUCUAGCUCGCGUGACGUCCUACGCCCAUCGCGAUGUGCUCAUCUUGCUGCAAUCCUACGCACUCAAUCAAUCUUCUUGGACCUGUCUCACAGACCCAGAUUGA